CAUCGUGGUAUUCGAACUAUUUUCGUUUACUAUAAUGGACUUCCUUAUUGUUUUAAACGAUACAAAAACAACAAUUAUAAAACCAACAUUUUCUAUUUAAUAUACAAUAUACGUAUUUAUUAUAUGUGAGUCAGCUAAUUACGAUAUCAGUCAAGGUAAUCUCGUGCACAAUAAACGUUUCGCGAGUUAUCGUUUACGAAUUAUUGUUGUUAAAACCUGCAUUAUGGAAUAAACAUGGCAAACAUGGGUGUUUAGCGAGUAACAGCCAUACAUCAUUGUUUGUUACAUCAGCUGAUAAAACGAUGCAACAAAGCGUAUAUAACCGCCACUAUCUAACGCCGCGUAUCGAUUCGAAUUGUAUUUAUUGUCAAGAGUGUUGCACAGUUUAUGAGGAUCGCGUUUCUGCUCAGUUUAAAUCAAUCGGUAUGUAUCGUUUGACUGUGGAUGACGUGAAAUUAAUUGAAGACACGCUGGACGAUGUUGACAUAAUAAGAACCAUAAUCAAGACGACGAACGAUGAUAAACCAUUUUAUAUCCUGGACAUUGCUGAUGUGGUGCAAAAAUAUAAAGACUGGACUGAGAAAAUACCACGAGUCAUUCCAUAUUACGCCAUGAAAUGCAACCCGGAUCCGACGGUAAUUAAGGCUCUGGCGAGCCUGAACGCAGGCUUCGAUUGCGCUUCCGAGAAAGAGAUAAAGGAUUUGAUCGUGCUCGGGAUACCGUCGAGUCGGAUCAUCUUUGCGAAUCCAACGAAGGUACCCUCUCACAUAAGAUUCUCGAAGCAAGUGAAUGUCGAUAGAUUGACCGUUGACAGCGAGGACGAGCUUCUGAAGAUAAAAGAAAUAUUCCCGGAAGCGAGAAUAGUGAUUCGAAUCCGAUGCGACGCCAAGAACUCGGACGUGUGCUUGGGAAUGAAAUUUGGCUGUGACCCGGGCGAGGAAGCCACCCGCUUGAUUCGGCUGACCAAGAAUCUCGGUUUGACUUUGCACGGGAUCAGCUUCCACGUGGGAAGUCCCUGCGGAGAAGCUGACGCUUAUGGCAGGGGCAUCGAGGCCUGCAAACGGCUGAUCGCUGUUGCAAAAUCGAUCGGCGUUCAAAUCGAGAUGAUCGACAUUGGCGGAGGAUUUCCUGGCGAAUCUGGAUUCCGACUCGACGACCUUGCCAGUGUGGUCAACGAAGCCAUUAAGGACUUGGACCCUAGCGUUCAGAUUAUCAGCGAGCCAGGAAGAUAUUUCGUGACAUCAGCUUUUACCAUAGCAUCGUACUUGCAUUCGAGAAAGCUCAUCUCAUGGAAUGAGAAAGAGAUGAGAGCGUACUACGUGAAUUGCGGUGUUUACAGUUCUUUUAUAGAAGAGCUCUUGAAAUUAAAAGCGAGAGUUCCGAUUCCUUUGAAUAAGCCAACAAGUGAAAAAACAUUUUCCUCAUUUCUGUGGGGACCGACAUGCGACGCGCUGGACUGUAUACUAAAGAAUGUGAUGCUACCCGAACUGGAUAUCGGCAACUGGUUGAUCUGGGGAGACAUGGGUGCAUACAGUAUUGCCGUUUGUUCUUCUUUCAAUGGCUUCGAGACGCCCAAAGUGUACCCAUUCGUAAGGAAAAGUCAAUGGUUGGUAGUAAAUAGAAUCUCGUAAUUAUUAUGAUUUAU
Molecule: messenger RNA, 1645 nt
Organism: Megalopta genalis
Lineage: Eukaryota; Metazoa; Arthropoda; Insecta; Hymenoptera; Halictidae
Product: ornithine decarboxylase 2
Cellular component (GO): cytoplasm
Molecular function (GO): ornithine decarboxylase activity
Source: RefSeq, a predicted model, not a curated record